Molecule: messenger RNA, 1182 nt
Organism: Scatophagus argus
Lineage: Eukaryota; Metazoa; Chordata; Actinopteri; Scatophagidae
Gene: dbx1a
Product: developing brain homeobox 1a
Exons: 4
Coding region: 149-1108 (319 amino acids)
Biological process (GO): regulation of transcription by RNA polymerase II; cell differentiation in spinal cord
Molecular function (GO): DNA binding; DNA-binding transcription factor activity, RNA polymerase II-specific
Source: RefSeq, a predicted model, not a curated record
GUGUGGGGGGGCAGGCUGCUAUAAAACUGCUCUCCCCAGAGUGAGGGGACCAGAGGAGUUAGCAGCCAUUCACACGACUCAUUCCCUCCCAGCUACCACAAGGAGUAUCUCAGAGUUCACACUCUGUUUUUUUUCUUCAUCCGGGACCAUGAUGAUCCCAAGCGUCAUCGCGCCUCCUGCCAUCUACCCGGGCCUGUACCGGCCCGCCGCUGCCCUGCCGCUGCAGCAGACCCUGCCGUCCGUCUUCCCGACGCACUCCAGCUUUCUAGUGGAGGACCUGCUGCGGAUAAGCCGCCCGGCCGCCUUCAUAAACCGGACUGUCCCGCCAACGAGCGCCUCCCUGCCCACCGCCACGACCACCGUGUCCUUCAGCGGCGCAGCCUUGGAGCGCGCGGCGGCCACGACCGCGAUGACGCGCGAAUCGUGCUCGCCGAAAACGUCAGUGCCGAGCAGCAAGGACCCAACUUUUCUCAAGUUUGGAGUGAGCGCCAUCCUCGCACCUUCACCAAAGACCGCGUCGCCCCCUCCCGCAGUCCACGGCCUGCACUCCAAGACCUUCCCCAUCCCCUGCUUCGACGGAAACUUUCACCCCAUAUUCAGGACACCUUAUUUACCAGCAUCCUCAUCCGUUGUUCCCAUCCCCGGGACCUUUUCGUGGCCCCUGGCCACCAGAGGGAAGCCGCGCAGAGGGAUGCUGAGGAGGGCGGUGUUCUCAGACGUGCAGCGUAAGGCCUUGGAGAAAAUGUUCCAGAAACAGAAGUACAUCAGCAAGCCCGACAGGAAGAAACUGGCCUCUAAGCUGGGCCUGAAAGACUCACAGGUGAAAAUCUGGUUCCAGAACCGGCGGAUGAAGUGGAGAAACUCCAAGGAACGAGAGCUGCUGUCGUCCGGCGGCUGCCGCGAGCAGACGCUGCCCACCAAAGCCAACCCGCAUCCGGACCUGAGCGACGUGGGCAAGAAGUCGUCAGCCGAUGAAGAGGAGGAGGAGGAAGAAGAGUUCGGGAGGGAGAGUAUAAUGGCGGCAGGGUCCAGCAUCUCCUCUCCGUCUCUUUCCAGUAAGCACUCGGACUUCUCAGAGUCAGACGAAGAAGAAAUAACAGUAUCUUAAUUUAUUUUUAUAAAGCAAAUCUAGAGAUAUAACCCGUGUUUUGUUUUCAUACGAGACUGUGAACAGAUCUGUAA